CAGGCAGCAUGCCAGCCGUUUUCCUCCUCCUGCGCUCCCUGGUUAUCAGGCUCCUCAGUAGCAAAUUAGCGGGCUCGGCGGUGCAGUUCCUCCGCAGAAGCCUCUCCACGGCCGUGUCCCACCUCGGCACAGCGCUGCGUCACGUCUGGGACCGGCUGCGCUCGCAGGAGUCCAAGGAAGCCAUCCUCGGCUGCGUGCUCUGCAUUCUCAACAUGCACAAGAAAGUGGACAACUGA
Molecule: messenger RNA, 236 nt
Organism: Sardina pilchardus (European sardine)
Lineage: Eukaryota; Metazoa; Chordata; Actinopteri; Clupeiformes; Clupeidae
Product: protein myomixer-like
Exons: 1
Coding region: 9-236 (75 amino acids)
Source: RefSeq, a predicted model, not a curated record